Linum trigynum is the source of this 2535-nucleotide messenger RNA. Lineage: Eukaryota; Viridiplantae; Streptophyta; Magnoliopsida; Malpighiales; Linaceae. The record is from the annotation of a GenBank genome assembly.
AUGGCGGAUCCACUCAACGUACCGAUUGGUCUCCCUCCGCCUUCAAACCCUAGUUCUCAGGGUCGACCUGCCAAAUCCCUCAAGCGGAAACGGAAGUCUUCGUCUCCUUCGCCGCUCAACUUGACCCCUGACCAGAAAGCCUCCCACGCUCAGCUGCUGCGCCAAGAAUUGAGCUCCCUCAUUCUCUAUUUCCAUGAAAUUGCUAGUAACAAGGUCGGCUUUGGCUUCGGCCUUGAUUUGGCCGGAAUCGAGUGCAAGACGGCCAACGGAAUGGUGGCCCUGAUGAUAGAGGAGAGUGGACUGCCCCUUGCCAGGCUGAUUGAACGGUUGAAGAGCAAGUUGGAGGAUAGUCGGGUGAAGCACGAAACCAUGACAACUAUGGCCGGGAUUAAGAGCUCAGUGUUGCUUGUGGGCCAAAGAAUCAUGUAUGGGGUGCCCAAUCUUGACGCCGAUGUUCUCGAAGAUGACUCGCCGUCCUGUCUGUGGUGUUGGGAGACAAGGGACCUGAAAUUGAUGCCAAAGUCAUUGCGAAGUUCUUUAAAAGUUAGACGUGAAUGUCGGAGAAGGAUCCAUGAGAGAAUUACUGCGAUUUAUGCCAUGCUUGCUGUGCUCCAGAAGUCCGAGAGUGUUGAAGAUUACAAAAUUGAUUUGAGGAAGGCAUCGGAGAAGCUCCUGAAAACAUUAGGAGAAACUGACAUUCGGUCAUACAUGGAUGGCAUGUUGCAGAAAAAUGAUGCCGAAAUGGCUGAUAAAGACGUAAAGCGGGAACAAAAGUUGCUUAUCAGGCAACUUGAGAAAAACAAGCGUGCGUCCGAGCAAGAAAAAAGGAGGAAGGACCUUGAGGUCCGAAGAGAAAAACAGCAAAUGGAAAAGGAGGAAAAACGAAUGCAAGAGGAGGCUGAAAAAGUUGAAAAGCGCCGUGGUAAAGAAGAGUCUGAAGCUGAAAGGGAGAAAAGGCGCCGUGUAAAGGAAGAAGCUCAGCUGAAACAGCAGAUUUCUGUACAAAAGCAAGCCUCAAUAAUGGAACGGUUUCUCAAUCGAAACAAAACAGGCUCAGAAUCCCGCGAUCAACAGUUUUCUACUGGUGUUAGAUCCACUGAGUUGUCCGCCAAAGAUCAUGAAAGGAUGCCCGUUGCAGUCACACAGGAGAUGGACACUACUUUUUCAUCAAAUGAUGGUGUUGGAAUUGAUGAGAUCCGCAAGUCGCACAUAUCUUCCUGGCAUCAUCGGGAUCAGUCACUUCAUUUAAGCAGAAAAAGGCACUGGAGCAUACGCCAGAAACCAAAGAGUAAUUUGAUUAAAAAGCUCAAGCUAACUUGUAAUAGAGAAAUGGACACUGAUGAUGAAUUAAGUGUCGAGAAACUUUCAAGUGGAUCUUGGAAGCAACCAUAUGAUGAUGGAGAAUUCAUUGCCCUUCAUAGUGUGUUGCUUCCAGAUAUUAAAAGGUGCAACCGGAGGAAACAGUUACUGCAGUUUGCUAAGUGUCAUCGGCCAGCAUUUUAUGGAAUUUGGCCGAAGAAAAGUAAUGUUAUCCAACCACGCCAUCCACUGAGGAAGGAUCCCGAAUUAGAUUAUGAUAUAGAUAGCGAUGAAGAAUGGGAGGAGGAGGACCCGGGUGAGAGCCUCUCAGAUUGUGACAAGGAUGACGAAGAGGAACAUCUCGAGGGAAGCUCAAAAGCUGAUGAUGAAGAGGAAAGUGAAGAUGGUUUUUUUGUCCCUGAUGGCUAUUUCUCAGAAAAUGAGGGAGUACAAAUUGACAGAAUGGACAUUGACAUCUCAGUGGAUGAGGCAAAGAGUUCACCUAGUAGCACACAAGACUCUGAGAGUGUGGAGUUCUAUACUUUGCUUCAACAGCAGAAGCAUCUAAGCAAUCUAACAGAGAGCGCCCUGAAGAAAAACCUGCCUUAUUUUAUACUGAAUCUAAUUCACGAGAAGGAUAUGUCAUUAGGACAUGCAGAUGUUGGCGGUAUAUCAAAGCUGGAAGAUAUGUGCUUACGAGGUCUCAGUAUGCGUUCUUUCCCUAGCGGGCAACCAAUUGAAAUAUCAAUUGAAACUGUAGAAGCCGAGGAAGAGAGUGCUUGCCUAUCGAAUGCCAAGGAUAAUCCCAAGCCUGUUUCAUGCACGAUGUCUCGAUCACUGCAAGAAUCAGAUAUGCCUGCUGUUAUAUUGGCUGUCCAGUCGUGCUCUCAAAGUAUUGGUAAAGUCAUUGAAACGUUGCAGCAGAAGUUCCCCACAGUGUCAAAGUCACAACUGAAAUGCAAAGUUCGUGAGAUCUCAGAUUUUGUCGAUAACAGAUGGCAGGUCAAGAAAGAAGUCAUGGACCAGGCUGGUGUGUCUAUAUCACCAGCGCGAGUGGUGAAGAGGGCACAAAGUAUUUCAACAUUCUUCUCAAAGAGGUGCAUGCCUCCUUCAGGUAAAAUGAGCAUGGACAAUCUGAUAGAUACGCUGUCGCAGCCCUCAGAAAAGCCCGGUUCUGGAGUGGAGAUCCAGCAGCAGCAGCAGCAGCAGCAGAUUUCUGGCCAAACUAACCAAUAG